Molecule: messenger RNA, 585 nt
Organism: Miscanthus lutarioriparius
Lineage: Eukaryota; Viridiplantae; Streptophyta; Magnoliopsida; Poales; Poaceae
Source: the annotation of a GenBank genome assembly
AUGGCAGGACACUGCAGCACCCACACUCGCAGCAGCCAGAAUCCCAUGGGCAACGAAAGCUUCGGUCACCACGGCCUGCCGGCAGCGCAGGGCCAGAGCACCACCAGCCGUAUGCCGGUGGCUGUUGUACCUUACCCCGCUUCCUUUCCAUUUAUUCACCCCUUGACUAACCAGGUGAUGAUGAGGGUGCCGUCCUGCCUCGCACUGCCGAGUCCAAGCAUGCCAUUCUGGACGAUGGCGCAGCACCAAAUCCAGGCACCACCACAGGCGCAGCUUAUCUGCGGUCCGGUGCUUCAUUCGUACACUGUCAUGUCGUGGCCAUGCCACGUGGUCACGCUUGUUGUGGCAAGCCCCCGCCAUGCUUACCCGGCGAAUCAGCCGGGGUCCGCGCAAGCUGAUUUGACACUUCGGCUUGGCUCCGGCGGUGGCGGUGAUAGUCGUGGAGACAAGAGGCAGUUGAUGCCUUUACUUGAAGACGGGCGCCAUGGCAAGAGGCCUGUGGUGGCGAUGGAUGGUGGUGAUCAAAGUGGUGAGGAGGGCAACGAUGCAGACGGCUUGGAUCUGGAGCUGCGUCUGUGUCGCUAG